ACACUGCAGUCUGCUGGACUGGAGGAUCCAGACUGUAAACUACACACACUGGGGCUGUCUGGCUGUCUGGUCACAGAGGAGGGCUGUGCUGCUCUGUCUUCAGCUCUGAGAUCAAACCCCUCCCACCUGAAAGAGCUGGACCUGAGCUACAAUCACCCAGGAGACUCUGCAGGGGGACUGCUUUCAGCUGCUCUGGUGGAUCCCACAUAUAAACUGAUGAAGCUGAAUGUGGAUCAUGGUGGAGAGUGCAGGCUGAAAUCAGGGCCGAGGAAAUAUGCCUGUCAUCUCACCCUGGACCCAAAUACAGCAAACCCACACCUGAUACUGUCUGAGGGGAACAAGAAGUUGAAACGGGUGGUGGAGGACCAGCAUUAUGAAGACCAUCCAGACAGAUUUGACUUUCAUCCCCAAGUUCUCUGCAGAGAAGGCUUAUCUGGAGGUCGCUAUUACUGGGAGGUGGAGAGGGAUGGUGACGGGGCUUUCAUUGGUGUGCUGUACAAAGGAAUGAAGAGGAAGGGAGGGGAGAGUGACAGUAGGAUUGGACACAAUAAGGAGUCCUGGUGUUUAGUCUGCUAUGAUAGGGCUUAUAACUUUUACCAUAAUGGAGUCAUCAGAUACAGUCGACCAAAUACUUGUCCUGUUUCUAAGAGAGUUGGAGUGUAUCUGGACUGGCCAGCUGGUACGUUGUCCUUCUAUAGUGUGUCCUCCUCUGGUACAGUGACACACUUCUACACAGAACACACCACAUUCACUGAACCCCUCUAUCCUGGGUUUAUAAUGUACUCCUCCUCCUCAUUGACCCUGUGUCCGAUAGAUGACCAACACAUUCAGAGAGACCAUGGUGGAGAGAGUUUUAUCAAGCCUGGACCUGAGGGCACCAGAGACCAUGGUGGAGAGAGUUGUAUCGAGCCUGGACCUGAGAACACCAGAGACCAUGGUGGAGAGAGUUGGAUCAAGCCUGGACCUGAGGACCCCAGAGACCAUGGUGGAGAGAGUUGUAUCAAGCCUGGACCUGAGGACACCAGAGACCAUGGAGGAGAGAGUUGGAUCAAGCCUGGAUCUGAGAACACCAGAGACCAUGGUGGAGAGAGUUGUAUCAAGCCUGGACCUGAGGACACCAGAGACCAUGGUGGAGAGUGUUGGAUCAAGCCUGGACCUGAGGACACCAGAGAC
Molecule: messenger RNA, 1173 nt
Organism: Oncorhynchus masou masou (cherry salmon)
Lineage: Eukaryota; Metazoa; Chordata; Actinopteri; Salmoniformes; Salmonidae
Product: butyrophilin subfamily 3 member A3-like
Exons: 5
Molecular function (GO): protein binding
Source: RefSeq, a predicted model, not a curated record